Hyla sarda is the source of this 4507-nucleotide messenger RNA. RefSeq names its product zinc finger protein 84-like. The transcript is spliced from 16 exons. Lineage: Eukaryota; Metazoa; Chordata; Amphibia; Anura; Hylidae. Gene Ontology annotation, biological process: regulation of transcription by RNA polymerase II. Gene Ontology annotation, molecular function: RNA polymerase II cis-regulatory region sequence-specific DNA binding; DNA-binding transcription activator activity, RNA polymerase II-specific. Gene Ontology annotation, cellular component: nucleus. The coding region runs from base 174 to 3956 and encodes 1260 amino acids. The record is from RefSeq and is a predicted model, not a curated record.
CAGGUUGGAGGCCACUGCUUUAGAGUAUAGAAAAUACCCACUACCUUUGCAUGUGACUGAUCACAUGACUGACUGUGACUUCGUCAAAGGUCCUAAAGCAUCUAAAAUGUGACAUCUGUAGAUAAGUUAAUGGUUGGGUCCCAGAAAGUAUAUAAUUCAGGUCACAGAAGAGAAUGAGUCUUUUUCUCAAGAAACCACCGACGAUGGACAAGGACCAGCAACACAUCGCUGAGAGGAUAUUAGAUGUCAGUCUACAGAUAAUCUACCUGCUGACUGGAGAGGAGUAUACAUUAAAGAAGAAGAUGUCUAAUAAGGAUGAAGACUGCAGCAUGAACCAGGUCCCUAUCAUGGUGUCUUCACGGAUCUCACUGACUAAUUAUAGAAACAAUGAGCAGAAGAUCCUAGAACUCACCAACAAGAUCGCCCAUCUGAUAACAGGAGAGGUUCCUAUAAGGUGUCAGGAUGUCACUGUCUUUUUCACCAUGGAAGAAUGGGAAUAUUUAGAAGGACAUAAGCAUCUGUAUGAGGACAUUUUGAUGAAGAACCACCAUUCCCUUACAUCGUCAGAAGGAUUCAAUAUGAAGAACGUACCUGAUGGAUUCUCUUGUCCUUAUUAUACACUGAGUUGUCCUAACGAAAAUUACAAUAUCCUACAGGAUUAUCAGGCUGAAUAUCUGACUUGUAUUAAAGAAGAAGCUGUAACAGGAGGAAAUGAGAUGUGUAUGGGGAUCAGUCAGCAAUUUAAAGAAGAGGAAAAUCAAACUAAUAUCAGCACAGAUAACUACAAUAACAACUUGGAAGAACAUCUUCUCUCUCCCGAUAAUAUAGUAAAAUAUAAUAUUACAGAAGAUAAUUAUGAAGACUCCAUUACCUCAAGGCUAAACUCAGUCCUUCACAACAGAGAUCUAUUUACUGAUCCCAGUAAUUACAAGGAUGCUUUAUCUGAUCAACUACAGAAGGAUAAUAGUGGUAAUUAUUGUGAAAUGUUUCCAGACUGUGGAGGUGAACGUAUUUUUACACACAAAAGAAUUGAUAGAGAUGAAAAAACAUUUUCCUGUUCAGAAUGUGGAAAAUAUUUUACCCAGAAAUCAGAUCUGGCUAGACAUCAGAAAAUUCACAUGGGGGAGAAACCAUUUUCAUGUUCUGAGUGUGAGAAAUGCUUUAGGCAGAAAUCAGAUCUUAUUAAACAUGAGAGAACCCACACAGGAGAAAAACCAUAUUCUUGUUCAGAAUGUGGAAAAUAUUUUAGCCAGAAUUCUGCUGUAAUUGGACAUCUAAGAACUCAUACCGGUGAGAAGCCAUUUUCUUGUUUAGAAUGUAAGAAACAUUUUAGCAAGGGAUCAGAACUUCAAAAACAUAUGAGAAUUCACACAGGGGAAAAGCCAUUUUCAUGUUCAGAGUGUGACAAAAGUUUUAGACAAAAAAGCGAUCUUUAUACCCAUCUAAGAAUUCACACAGGGGAAAAACCGUAUUCAUGUUCUGCAUGUGGGAAGUAUUUUUCCCAGAAAUCAAACCUUCUUAAACAUCAAAGAACCCGUACAGGGAGGGAGGAAUUUUUGUGUUUAGUUUGCGAAAAAUGUUUUACCAGUAAAUCAUGUUUUGCUUACCAUCAGAAAACUCACACAGGUAAAAAUCUAUUUUCAUGUUCAAAAUGUGGAAAAUGCUUUGUCAGUAAAACAUUUCUUGUGGAACAUCAAAAAAAUCACAAAGGAGAGAAGUAUCCGGCUCAUCACAUGACUAUGACAUCAUCAAAGGUCCUUUAUACCCAGGGAUGUAAUGUAUCCGGCUCAUCACAUGACUAUGACAUCAUCAAAGGUCCUAGACACACUAGGUCGUGUGUAAUUAAUCACAUGACCAUGACAUCAUCAAAGGUCCUGGAGCUGCUAGAACAAAACAUCUGCAGAUCAGCUACUGAUCAGGGUUUUGAUAAAUCUCCCUCAAUAACCACAAAGUUCCAAACCUACUUUGGCGUUAAAACUAGGGUAAACACGUUGCCCAGCAGGAGCUUCAUGGCACAGGUCUCCAUGGCUGAGCAGCUCUAUGGGACUUUAAAUGUGAAUAAUCCACCAAGGAUGGACAAAGACAGGAAAUGCAUUGAUGAGGAGAUCUUAAAUGUCACCCUAGAAAUAAUCUACCUGCUGACUGGAGAGGAAUAUACUUUAACGAAGAAGAAAUCUAAAGAGGAAGAAGAAUGGAGCCAGGUUCCUAUCAUGGCGUCUCCACCUCAUUCAUUGACUAAUGAUAGAAACAAUGAGCAGAAGAUCCUAGAACUCACCAACAAGAUCGUCCAUCUGAUUACAGUAGAGGUUCCUAUAAGGUGUGAAGAUGUCGCUGUCUAUCUCUCCAUGGAGGAGUGGGAAUAUUUUGAAGAACACAAGGAUCUGUAUAAGGACAUUUUAAUGGAGAAUAACCAGUCCCUUACAUCAUCAGAGGAAUCGAGUAAGGAAAUCAUACCAGAGGGAUUGUCUUGUCUGCUUGAAACCCAGAGUUGCCCAAAGAAAAAUUACAAUGUCCUGCAAGACUUUCAGGCUGAAUAUCUGACUUAUAUCAAUGAUGAAGACUUAAAAGAAAAAGAGAGCUAUGUGGGGAUCAACCAGCAGUUUAUGGAACAGGAAAUGUCAAUAGACAUCAGAACAGAUGACUUAACCAAAAACUGCCAGGAACAGUUUUUUUCUUCAGAUAAUAAAGCAAAUGAUAACAAUAUUGCAAUGGAUAUUUUUGAAGAACUUUCCAUUACUUCAGAGUUAACUCCAGUCCUACACAGCAGUGAUCUAGCUACUGAUCUGUGUAAUACCGAGGAAUACUUUGAAGGUGGCAAAAAGGUUAAUAAAAAAAUUGAAUUUUCAUGUAUGGAAUGUGGGAAACCUUUUACCCGGAAAUCGGAUCUUGUUAGACAUGAGAAAAUUCACACAGGGGAGAAACCGUAUUCAUGUUCUGAAUGUGGAAAAUGUUUUAGACAGAAAUCUGAUCUUUUCAUCCAUCAAAGAAUUCAUACAGGGGAGAAACUGUUUUCAUGUUUGGCAUGUGAAAAAUAUUUUUCCCAGAAAUCAAGUCUUGUUAAACAUCAAAGAACACACCAGGGUGUGAAGCCAUUUUCAUGUAUAGAAUGUGAGAAAUGUUUUACCAGUAAAUCAAGCCUCCUUGAACAUCAAAAAACUCACACUGGGGAGAAACAAUUUUUAUGUUUAGAAUGUGGGAAAUGUUUUACAUUAAAAUGCCUUCUUCUUAAACAUCAAACAACUCACACAGGAGAGAGGCCAUUUGCAUGUUCAAAAUGUGGAAAGUGUUUUGCCAGCAAGUCAAAUCUUGUUGACCAUCAGAGAACUCACGCAGGAAAGAAGACAUUUUUCUGUAGAGAAUGUGAAAAAUAUUUCACUAGGAAAUCUGGUCUUCUUGAGCAUCAGAGAAUACAUUCGGGAGAGAAGCCAUUUUCAUGUUCAGAAUGUGGGAAAUGUUUUAUCCUGAAUUCACUUCUCAUUAAACAUCAACGGACUCACACAGGAGAGAAACCAUUUUCAUGUUCAGAAUGUGAGAAAUGUUUCACCAGGAAAUGGAGUCUCCUUGAGCAUCAGAAAACUCACACAGGAGAAAAGCCGUUUUCAUGUUUGGAAUGUGGGAAAUGUUUCGCCCUGAAAUCACUUCUUUAUAAACAUCGAAGAACUCACACGGGAGAAAAGCCAUAUUCAUGUUCAGAAUGUGGGAAAACAUUUACAAGGAAAGUGAGUCUUAUUAAACAUCAGAGCGCGCACACAGGUGGUGGGCCAUUUUCCUGUUCAGACUGCGGAAAAUCUUUUACUCUAAAAUCACAUCUUCUUAAGCAUCAAAUAACUCACACAGAACAGUUAUACUUUGUUAGAAAUUCACAUCUUGAUGAACAUCUUGAUCAGAGAAGUACUUUUCAUAUACAGAAGGAAGACAUUUUUUUGCCCAUAAGAGAAGUCUCGGACAUCAGAUAAUUCAUUAUUAAUAAACAUGUCUUUGAAUAUACUAAAAGUUAAGGGAAGCCUUUUCCUAUUGAUCUUUCUUCUAAGUAUUACAGUCUUGUAGAUCUAUAGAUGUUGUAAAUCUGUUUCAAGUUUUCCUUUUAACAAUGCGUAAUUACAUUACUUGUUCAACAUUGUUCUAGUUGCUCAUUGCAACUCUGUUGUAUGCUUAUAUAUGAGAAUUUCUAUAAAGAUAUAUCAAAAUGAAAAAUCGAAAUGUAGAGCAUAACAAAUGAAAAGCAAAUCAAUGGACGUAAAAGUUAAAGGGGUACUCCGGCGAAAAAUAUCUUAUCCCCUAUCCAAAGGGGAUAAGAUGUCGGAUUGUGGGGGUCCCGCUGCUGGGGACCCCCGCGAUCUCUGGCACUGCACCCCGGUCAUCUGUGCACAGAGUGAAAGCCUCCUCCAUUCAUGUCUAUGGGAGGAGGCAUGAUGGCUAUGUACUAGCUGUCACGCCCCCUCCCAUAGACAUGAAUGGAGGGGGCGUGGCUUGACAUCACAAACACGUAAGCGCCAAGCUUCCGUGA